Molecule: messenger RNA, 1380 nt
Organism: Bombina bombina (fire-bellied toad)
Lineage: Eukaryota; Metazoa; Chordata; Amphibia; Anura; Bombinatoridae
Product: solute carrier family 22 member 6-A-like
Exons: 8
Coding region: 1-1380 (459 amino acids)
Biological process (GO): transmembrane transport
Cellular component (GO): membrane
Molecular function (GO): transmembrane transporter activity
Source: RefSeq, a predicted model, not a curated record
AUGUCGUUUGGAGAUCUUUUGCACAGAGUUGGAGGAAUGGGCAGAUUUCAGAUCAUACACGUCACUUUGCUCUGCAUUCCCAUAUUGCUGAUGGCCAGUCAUAACCUUCUACAGAACUUCAGUGCUGCAAUACCAGACCAUAAAUGUAAACUAAAUGACACUGGGCCCUCCAACACCAGUACUGAACAAGAGGGAUGGGUGAAGAUGUUUGCCCCAUUAGAUAGCAAAGGAAAACCUGAUUCAUGCCUUGAAUUUGUGGAGUUACAAUGGAGAAAGGUGACAGGAAACGUGUCAUGGGACAAUAUGACAGCCGUAGGAACCAGACAGUGCUUAGCAGGCUGGGACUAUGAUAGAACGGAGUUCAGUUCAACAAUAAUCACAGAGUGGGAUUUGGUGUGCAUGCACAAGAACAGAAGACAGUUGGCGCAAUCCAUAUAUAUGGCGGGAGUGCUGGUGGGAGCCAUCAUUCUAGGAGGUCUGUCCGACAAAUAUGGUCGGAGGGCAUUGCUAAUCUGGUCCUACCUUCAGAUGGCUGUGUGCGGGACCUGCACCGCGUUCUCUCCAAACUAUCUGUCAUAUUGCAUUUUCCGAUUUCUUGUUGGGAUGGCGCUCUCUGGAAUUGGACUAAACACUACAGCAUUAAUUGUUGAGUGGAUUCCAACAAGAGAGCGCACUAUCACCGGCACCCUGGCUGGAUUUUGCUACACAGUUGGGCAACUACUCUUGGCAGGGCUGGCAUAUGGCAUCCGAGACUGGAGAUGGCUGCAGCUCACUGUGUCACUGCCUUUCGUUUUCUACUUUUUGUACUCAUGGUGGUUCCCAGAAUCUGCUCGUUGGCUCGUUAUAUCUGGAAGACCUGAUAAGGCAGUUACAGAAAUUAAGAAAGUGUCCAGAAUUAAUGGAAAGGCAGAAGAAGGCGAGAAGAUUACUCUUGAGACGCUGAAAGCUGAUAUGAUAAAGGAGGUGGCUUGUGGGACUGAAACAUAUACUUUAUUAGACUUGGUUCGUACCAGCACUGUGCGCAGAAUAUCUUUUGCAGUGAGCUUAGUGUGGUUCUCCACCAGCUUUGCCUAUUAUGGGCUGGCCAUGGAUCUGCAGAAGUUUGGUGUAAGCAUCUAUCUUAUUCAGGUCAUCUUUGGAGCCGUUGACUUCCCAGCCAAGCUGGUAUCUACGACAAGUAUGAUUUACAUUGGCCGGAGAGUGACUCAAGCAUGUUCCUUGAUACUCGGUGGACUGGCUAUCCUAGCAAACAUCUUUGUGCCAAAUGAGCUGCAGACAGUGAGAACCAGCCUGGCCGUGUUUGGAAAAGGCUGCCUGGCUGCUUCAUUUAGCUGCAUAUUCCUGUACACCACUGAGCUCUACCCGACAGUAAUACGGUGA